Messenger RNA from Ostrea edulis (European flat oyster), 999 nucleotides. RefSeq lists its product as uncharacterized. Bases 1 to 999 code for a protein of 332 amino acids. The record is from RefSeq and is a predicted model, not a curated record. Lineage: Eukaryota; Metazoa; Mollusca; Bivalvia; Ostreida; Ostreidae. The transcript is spliced from 2 exons.
AUGGAGGAUCAACAGUCCUUCUUCAACUUUUUGAGGAUGCCUCCAGAGAUGUUUGAUGAAUUAUUGAAUAGAGUUGGACCCCGAAUUCAGAAGAAGAACACCACAUUCAGAAAAGCUCUAGAACCCGGUCUAAAACUGGCUAUAACUAUAAGACAUUUGGCAUCGGGUGAUCGGGUGAUCGAUAUUCAACCCUCCAAACCAGAAGAAUGGAGGGCUAUUGCUGAGGAAUUUAAUCGAAGAUGGAACAUUCCACAUGCUUGUGGCGCAUUAGAUGGCAAACAUAUUGCUGUUAGAAGUCCACCAAAAACUGGGACAUUGUUUCAUAAUUAUAAGGGUUUUUUCUCAAUAGUUCUUCUUGCCUUGGUUGAUGCAGACUACAAGUUCCUAUGGGUAGAUGUAGGUGGUUAUGGUUCCAUGUCGGAUGCCCAGAUAUUCAACGCUUUUGAACUAAAAGAAUGCUUGGAAGAUAAAAGUAUUGGAUUUCCAGAACCAGAUGCAAUGCCUAACGAUGACCAGGACAUGCUUUAUUUCAUUUUGGGUGAUGACGCUUUUGGACUUAUAACCUAUUUGAUGAAGCCCCAUUCCAUACGAGGUAUUACAAAAGAAGAAGCCAUUACUAAUUACAGAAUUUCAAGGGGGAGACGUGUUGUGGAGAACGCGUUUGGGAUAUUAGCACAGAGAUGGCAAAUUUUAUUAUCGACAAUGAUGCAAGGCCCAGAUACCGUUGGUGUUGUAACUGAGACUUGUGUUUGUCUGCACAACUUGAUGAGAACACGAUAUCCAACCUUACAAAAUGCUCUACUGGACAUGGAAGACGAUCAACAUAAUAUUGUUCCAGGUCUUUGGAGAGCAAAUGCAAACAUGCACGAAGUAAACAACGUGACUGGACCUAACAGAGACACCAUCGCAGCAAAGACACAAAGAGAGUAUUUGAAGUUGUACUUUAAUAGCCCAGCCGGAUCUGUACAGUGGCAGGAACGUAUGAUCAAUUCCCAGUAA